AUGUACACCUUCGUGGUGCGCGACGAGAACAGCAGCGUCUACGCCGAGGUCUCGCGGCUGCUGCUCGCCACCGGCCACUGGAAGAGGCUGAGGCGCGACAACCCCAGGUUCAACCUGAUGCUGGGCGAGAGGAACCGGCUGCCCUUCGGGAGACUGGGUCACGAGCCUGGGCUGAUGCAGUUGGUGAAUUACUACAGAGGGGCUGACAAACUGUGUCGCAAAGCUUCUUUAGUGAAGCUAAUCAAGACAAGCCCAGACCUGGCUGAAUCCUGCACAUGGUUUCCAGAGUCCUAUGUGAUUUAUCCAACUAAUCUCAAGACCCCAGUUGCUCCAGCACAGAAUGGAAUUCACCCACCAAUCCAUAAUUCAAGGACAGAUGAAAGGGAAUUCUUCCUGGCUUCUUAUAACAGAAAGAAAGAAGACGGAGAGGGCAAUGUUUGGAUUGCAAAGUCAUCAGCUGGUGCCAAAGGUGAAGGCAUCCUCAUCUCCUCGGAGGCUACAGAGCUUCUGGAUUUCAUUGACAACCAGGGUCAGGUGCACGUGAUCCAGAAAUACCUUGAGCACCCUCUACUUCUGGAGCCAGGUCACCGCAAGUUUGACAUUCGAAGCUGGGUCUUGGUGGAUCAUCAGUAUAAUAUCUACCUCUAUAAAGAGGGUGUGCUUCGGACUGCUUCAGAACCAUAUCAUGUUGAUAAUUUCCAAGACAAAACCUGCCAUUUGACCAAUCACUGCAUUCAAAAGGAGUACUCAAAGAAUUAUGGAAAGUAUGAAGAAGGGAACGAAAUGUUCUUUGAGGAGUUCAAUCAGUACCUAAUAAGUGCUUUGAACAUUACCCUGGAAAGUAGUAUCUUACUACAAAUUAAACAUAUAAUAAGAAGCUGCCUCAUGAGCGUGGAGCCCGCCAUCAGCACCAGGCACCUCCCUUACCAGAGCUUCCAGCUCUUUGGCUUCGACUUCAUGGUGGAUGAGGAGCUGAAGGUCUGGCUCAUUGAGGUCAACGGCGCCCCGGCUUGUGCUCAGAAGCUUUAUGCAGAACUGUGCCAGGGCAUCGUGGACAUAGCCAUAUCCAGUGUCUUCCCGCCCCCGGACGCGGAGCCACAGCACGUGCAGCUGGCUGCGUUCAUCAAGCUGUGACCGAGGGAGGUGCUCAGAGCUGCCUCAGAAGAAGCACGAGCUCACACUCCAGGGGAAGGUGAAAUGUCAGGAUUGCUCAUUACCAAGCCGGGACUGGAGAAAGAGAGGCAAACCGGCAAAGCCGUGAUCCAAGGGGGAACACAAGAAGAAAAGGCCACUUCCCCAAAGAGUGGUGGCUCAGGGGUUCCCAGGGGGCACUCUCAGCACUGCUAUGGAGAUGUGAAAACUGAAGCAAAUUUCUCUGAGGGGAGAGCAAAAUAUUCUUCUAAGGGGAAAAGACAGGGAUUUGAUUAUUUUACGUUCUCACCCUUUAAAAAAUCCAAUUUUUAUCCUAAGGCAGCAUUGUGAGCAGCGCCUCUCCUCCCUGAGGGUUGAGACUGUUGGACCUUUGGUUGGUGUCUUUCCACCUGCUGCAGCCUUAGUGCCUUAGCUCUCUGCCCAGCUGCAACCCUCUGUCUGGGACAGGGAUUGGAUGUUAGAGCACUUGGGAGGUUGCCAACGUGUUCCCUGCCCAUCCCUCUCCACAACACCCUGCCCUUGAAGCUCUGGACAAGCAUGCACCAACAGUCCUUGGUUUUGUGCUGGGCGCCACUCACAGCAAAGGGGGCUUGCCUCCUCAUGUUCCUGAAC
Molecule: messenger RNA, 1764 nt
Organism: Neomonachus schauinslandi (Hawaiian monk seal)
Lineage: Eukaryota; Metazoa; Chordata; Mammalia; Carnivora; Phocidae
Gene: TTL
Product: tubulin tyrosine ligase
Exons: 7
Coding region: 1-1134 (377 amino acids)
Biological process (GO): protein modification process
Source: RefSeq, a predicted model, not a curated record